Messenger RNA from Penicillium malachiteum, 1419 nucleotides. RefSeq names its product glutamate carboxypeptidase. The transcript has 2 exons. Lineage: Eukaryota; Fungi; Ascomycota; Eurotiomycetes; Eurotiales; Aspergillaceae. Gene Ontology annotation, molecular function: transmembrane transporter activity. Gene Ontology annotation, biological process: transmembrane transport. The coding region runs from base 1 to 1419 and encodes 472 amino acids. The record is from RefSeq and is a predicted model, not a curated record.
AUGGCUGUUCCUUGGGGAACAUUAUCCGAUAUUAUAGGCCGCAAGCCCGUGAUCAUCAGCGGUCUCUUUUGUACUAUGAUUCUAUCGAUUGUUCUCGGCAUGUCUUCAUCUCUGACGAUGGUCCUCGUGACACGUGCUCUGAUCGGUUUAAUGAACGGUAAUGUCGGUAUCAUCCGCACCAUGGUAGCGGAGAUUGUACCAGAGCGUGAACUUCAACCUCGAGCUUUUAGUAUUAUGCCUCUGGUAUGGACCAUUGGUAGUAUCUUUGGACCAGCGUUUGGAGGUGCAUUAGCACGACCGGCGGAUAAACAUCCAGGACUCUUUGGCGGCUCGGAGUUUCUGAAAAGGUAUCCGUUCGCAUUGCCGAAUAUUGCCUCUGCUUGUUUCUUUAUUGUUGGUAUUACGAAUGGAUUCUUGUUCUUGCAGGAAACCCUUGAAUCGAAAAAGAAUCAGCGUGACUAUGGUCUUGAGCUAGGACAGGCACUUACUCGACCAUGUACUUCACGGCAGAAGGGAAACGCGGACUCGAAGAGCUUGGAUGAAGAGCGCGCUACUUUGCUUCCUCGUGACACGAAGAAGAAACCCACCAAGCCCAAAACUCGACCUAGCUGGUCCCAGAUCUUCACACCUCAAUCAUGUCUGGUUCUUACAUCCUACACCUUGUGUUCAGGAUUAGGCAUGGCCUUUGAUGCUGUGUUCCCUGUAUUCCUGAAUUACCCAGUCCAAGACUUCGAAAACAACCCAGACGUGGAGCUACCAUUCAAGUUCGCAAGUGGAUUCGGCGUCGGUAAGCGAUACAUUCAUCAUACCCAGAUAUUCUAUAUAAUUAACAUUUCAACAGACUCCCAAACAAUCGGCAUGUACUACACCAUCAUCGGAGUCUUAGGCAUGGUCAUCCAAUUCCUCGCUUUCCCACCCAUAGCGAAAUACCUAGGAAUCCUCCGCUGUUUCAAAGCCGCCGCCAUCUCCAUGCCAGUCAUCUUCUUCCUCACACCCUUCACAGCACUAGUCCCCGAACCAUUCCGACUCCCCGCGGUUUUACUAAUCAUGCUGGCUAAGCUAACCGCAACCUGCUUCGGUAUUCCCUGCUGCACAAUCCUACUUACGAACUCCGCCUCCAGCAUGAGCGUGCUCGGUACGCUGAAUGGAGUUGGAACGAGCGUUAGUGCGUUAGGUCGUGCAGCAGGACCAGCGGUGAUUGGAGCGGCGUUUUCGUAUGGUAUCAAGAGGGGAUAUGUGAUUAUUCCGUGGUGGUUGUUAAGUGCUCUAGCGCUUGUCAGUAUUGCUCCUGCUUUCUGGAUUGUUGAGCAAGAUGGUCCACAUCGGGAUCAGGUGGAGGAAGUGGAGGAAAGUCGGGAUUCGGAGUCUGCUAGUGGAUAUGGUGCUGUUGAUGUUUCGAGAGAGGGUAGUGGGAGAUGA